Molecule: messenger RNA, 1167 nt
Organism: Sorghum bicolor (sorghum)
Lineage: Eukaryota; Viridiplantae; Streptophyta; Magnoliopsida; Poales; Poaceae
Exons: 4
Coding region: 1-1167 (388 amino acids)
Biological process (GO): regulation of DNA-templated transcription
Molecular function (GO): DNA-binding transcription factor activity; sequence-specific DNA binding
Source: RefSeq, a predicted model, not a curated record
AUGGCAUUUGAUCGAGACGCCAAGCUGUUCGACGUGCUCGCCAACGGUUACCAUCUCAACACCCAGCUCCAGGCAUUGCUCGUCGGCCGUCCCCUGAAUAGCAUCGGCCAGCAGGAGGCCAUGGCGUUCAGCCAAGAGCUCUCGCGAGUGUUCAAGUUAUCCAUGUCCAUGCUGAACUGUAACACAGUGACAAGAUUGAGGACGGCGCCGGAGAUAAGGGCCGGCGAUAGCUCCGGCGUCAUCAUUCAGGCGGUGAAGGAUAAGCGUGCAAGGAGUGAUAAUGGGGAAGUGGUUACUCCCGUCAAGAAGAGUAGAGAAGAUGGGGUUACUAGAAAGGAGAUUACGGCCUCGCCAUACAAGGAUGGUUACGAGUGGCGAAAAUAUGGGCAAAAGAACAUCCAGAACUGCAAUUAUGUGAGGUACUACUUCAGGUGCAGCCGCGACCGGCGUUGCGAAGCGAAGAAGAAGGUGCAGCAGCAGGACGACGGCAGCGGCCGGGGCCAGCCGCUGUCGCCUCCCAUGUUCGAGGUGACCUACGUGAACGAGCACACGUGCCAUCUGCUCCGCGCCAUUGCCAACGACGGCGACGCUGCUAGGAUGGCGGCGUCGCCCCGGACCACGAACCGGUGGUCCCGCGUCCUCGGGGUCGUGGACACCGCGAGAGACGACGACCACGGCGGCGGCGUCCUGUUCAACGAUCUGUCGUCGUCGUUUCCCCGCAUCGGCGGCGGCGGCGGCGACGACGCCCAAGAGAACGAGACGAUCGUCUCGUGCCUCGCGACUGUCAUCAGCGGAGGAGCAGCGCCGUCGCCGCCCCCGUGGCCGCCAGCAGCGGCCGAAGCGGGCGCGAGCGAUCAUCCUGCUGCAGCGUCGUCGUACGGCGUGCCGCCGCCGAUGCAGGCCUCCGGACACUCGGCGAGCGUGGCGGAGGAUGGUGGUGGGACGACGACGACGACGACGACGAUGAUGAUCGACGACAUGGACACGGACUUUUGCUGGGAUCCCUCGUCGUUUUGUGCGGUGGGGGAGGGAGAUCAGCUGAUGAUGGACCACCGCGACAUGCACGUGGAUGUCGCCCGGCUCGCGGACACGGCAGGCAUGUUUCGCAAAAACAUGCUUGCAUGGAAGCUGCAGCAUGCAGGAUCACUGAUGGUGACAGUGAAGUGA